Messenger RNA from Mangifera indica (mango), 2437 nucleotides. Its product is annotated as regulator of nonsense transcripts UPF3-like. Gene Ontology annotation, biological process: nuclear-transcribed mRNA catabolic process, nonsense-mediated decay; positive regulation of translation. Bases 158 to 1663 code for a protein of 501 amino acids. The transcript is spliced from 13 exons. The record is from RefSeq and is a predicted model, not a curated record. Lineage: Eukaryota; Viridiplantae; Streptophyta; Magnoliopsida; Sapindales; Anacardiaceae. Gene Ontology annotation, cellular component: nucleolus; cytoplasm. Gene Ontology annotation, molecular function: mRNA binding.
AUUUAAAAUCAAACGAUACAGUAUUCAGUUACCCUUACGUCGCUCGUUCGAAUAUUUAUUCUUUAUAUUUCUCUGAAUUGCAUGGAUCCUUUACUUUCCAAAUUCAAAAUUAGGGCUCCAAAUUUCAGUCGGUCGGUGCAUUAAAACCUGAACCGCCAUGGUUUUUACAGAAGGGUUUGUAAUGAAGGGGCCGUUGGAUCGAACCAAGGUGGUGGUUCGAAGCUUGCCACCUGCGAUUACGCAGGCCAUUUUUAUUGAACAAAUCGAUGGAGUGUUUGCUGGACGUUACAACUGGGUGUCCUUUCGUCAAGGGAAGACCAGUCAAAAGCGUCAAUCUUGCUCUAGAGCUUACAUUGACUUCAAGAGGCCAGAAGACGUUCUUGAGUUUGCUGACUUCUAUAAUGGGCAUGUUUUUGUUAAUGAGAAGGGUGCUCAGUUUAAAGCCAUUGUUGAGUAUGCUCCUUCCCAACGUGUUCCGAAGCAAUGGUUUAAAAAGGAUGGUCGUGAUGGGACCAUACUUAAGGUUAUUGGUGAACAUCUAGAUCCUGAGUAUUUGGAGUUCCUUGAACUUAUUGCAAAGCCUGUUGAGAAUCUUCCUAGUGCAGAAAUACAACUGGAGAGAAGAGAAGCUGAACGAGCUGGUGCAGCAAAAGAAGCUCCAAUAGUUACACCUUUGAUGGAUUUUGUAAGACAGAAAAGGGCUGCUAAGGCUGCACCUAGGAAAUUAUCAUCCAACGGAAAACUGAGCAGAAGAGCUGGUGGAUCGUCAAGUGGAAGUGCAAUUUCAGGUUCAUCCAAGCACGGUUCUGAAAAGAAAAGGAGUUCUACAGCAAUGUAUGUUUUGCGGGGCUCUGCAAAAAGCAUAAGUGGCAAAGACAAGUCAAAUUACAUUCUGGUUCCCAAGCGAGAUGAUCAGCAGGGUCUUGAUAAGCUUGUCACGUCAGCUUCAGCAACUGGAAGUGACAUAGUGGAGGAGGAAAAUGGAAUUUCUGGUAACACUGAUUCUGGAAAAAAGAAAGUGCUGCUUCUGAAAGGGAAAGAACGAGAAAUUUCUUACGUGUCUGGCAGGGUGUCGCAGCAGCAUAGUACAUCUACGGUCAAACCUGUACUUGGUUCACCUGCUUCAAAGCAGAGCCAGCGUCGUGAAAGUGGUGGAAGAAUGAUCAGAAGCAUACUUCUAAAUAAGGAUGCUCGACAGAGUCAGUCUUCUGGUGUUCACUCUGAACAACAUAUCCAAAUUUCAAAUGUAGAAAAGGAUAAACGACCUCCUCGUCCACCUCAUGUAUCAUUGGCAGUGAAGGAUGCAAACGGGGCUCCUGAUGAGAAGAUUGUUCUAAAUGAUUUGCAUAGCGAGAAACAUGAAAGACGUUCCAGAAAUAAGGAUCGACCAGAUCGUGGUGUGUGGACUCUUCGCCGUUCGGAUGGAUCAUAUGCAAGUGAUGAGUCUUUGUCUUCAUCUGCUUCUCAACUUUCACCUACGGCAGUAGAUUAUUCUGAAGGCACCCAUAGACAUGUUGGUCGUCGAGGACCAACACAUGUUCUUAAGGAUGCUGAUGGCUCUUCUGCUACAGGUGAGGGGAAGCCUUCAAGAAGAGGUGGUGGUGCUGGCUAUGGCUCCCAUGAGAAACAAGUCUGGGUUCAGAAGUCAAGUUCAGGUUCUUAGCUGGUUAAACUGUGAAUUGCUUAGUCACAUGAAAAUUUGGAGCAUGCACCUGCUCGUUUUGUGGAGGCUGUCUUGUUUUUGCUUAAAGACAUGAUAAGGCAUAGACAAUGUUUCAGCAGUGAAACAGAGGAAAGGAUUGGUUGACCUGAAAGAUUCCAAUUGCGAUGUAAUUAAUACAUGGUGGAUUGAACCCAGUAUUGGUCAAAUUGGCACUAAUAGGGGAAAAACAAAAAAAUUGGAUAGAUCAUCCCUAGUCAUAUACAAAACCACAGUUUUCAUCAUGGCAAACCCUUUAAACCGGGUUUGGCUGAAGGAGCGAUGGAUAAUCCUCAUUCUUGCCAUUGACUAGAUACCGGAUACACCCCUUUACAGGUGGAUUCUUCCUCAGCUGAAAUGAGUAUAUAUAAAUGCAGAGCAAUGUUUAGUGUUUCCAUCAGUUUUUUGUGUCUUUGUUGAGCAGCAGUCUACCAUAUGUGACUAGUGAGCAUUUGUCAAUAGCUCUCAUGGUAUUUUUAUAGGCUUUCAUAUAUAGAAUGAAGUUGUAAUGAGAAAGAAAAGCAGGUGGCCUUUUGCUGAAACCAGCUUUUGCAUGUUUUGAGUUUGUUUUGACUGAUGGGCACUAGAGUGAUUUGGAUGAAAAGAAGUUGUAUAAGUGGAGUUAUAGUUAAAAGCUAAUUGGGUCUGGUUUCCUUUGCUGUGUUUGUAUUUUUGCAGUGGUUUGCCUGAAAUUGACCGCCAUUUAUUGGUGCUAUUUAUACAGAUGAUGUUGCUGAA